Epinephelus lanceolatus (giant grouper) is the source of this 11021-nucleotide messenger RNA. The record is from RefSeq and is a predicted model, not a curated record. NCBI's taxonomy places the organism in Eukaryota, Metazoa, Chordata, Actinopteri, Perciformes, Serranidae.
UGAGAGCCAGCAGAAAUGAUACGACUAUUGCAGCAGAGACUUUUCACUUCACCCCAGUCUCCCUGUCCUCCUUCCAUGUAUACAGCACGACGACUACUGCUCUCCUCACGUGGAAACCUCACAAACAACAACACCUAUCCACCUUGAGUCUUUACGACACUCACACACAAUCUGUCACACACAUCUUAAACAUAAACUCAUUGGAGGAAAACUCUAUGUACGCAGUGAAAGGUCUCCACCCUGGUACACGCUUCAAGGCCAAAGUCGUGGUGACCACAUUUCUAAAACACCUGAAUAUGAUGAUAAAGCAAGGACUCAGCUUUGGCAUGGAAGCAGCUCAGUGCCCUCCUGACUGGUUGGCCAAUGGACGAAGCUGCUACACUGUGAGAAAGACAGGGUUGACCUGGAGCAAUGCCCAGCACAGCUGCAAGAAUCUGGCAGCUGGAAGUCACCUGGCUGAUCUGAAGACCCUGGAAGAUGUGCUUUUUAUAUCCUUUCACCUGCUGAGCCACAACAACCUGCUGCUGCUGUGGACCGGACUUACUGACCAGCAGGAGGAGGGACAUCCUGUCUGGUCUGAUGGCUCAGCCUAUAACCUGACAAACACUAUGUCAUUACUGCCAGCCAAUCAGACAGACUGUUUUGCCUUUCAAAGGAAUGCCACAGGAGCAGGAUACUUUCUCACUCCUUUCUUCUGUAACAUCCCCUUACCCUUCAUCUGCGAGUACCAGAUCCCUCCAGCCCCUGCCUCGUUCUCCUUUGACCUGGUUCAGGUGACAGAGCAACAGGUAGAGCUUCGCUGGAGUGAUCUCUCAUCCUUGAACUCUCUCAGCCUCUCAUCCUUUGAGAUAUGCCUCCAGUACCAAGAGGAGGCAGAUGGAGAGUGGGGUCAAGGUGAAGAAGAUAGAAGCAGGAAGUCAGAGGACAUAAAGGGGACACAGAGCCAGAGAAGUAUAAAAAAAGUUGUCAGGGUCCCGAUUUCCCUCUCCUCCAGGGGGGUAACUGUGGCAGGUUUGUCUCCAGGGAGCGUCUACUCUUUCACCCUCAGAGUCUCUCACCCUGCUGGUGCCACCUGGAGCUUAGGACAAACACGGACUGCGUACACUAGACCUCUUCCUCCUCAAAAUGUCACCAUCAGCCACAUUACCGUCAGACAGAUUAGUGUUCACUGGAUGCUGACAGACGCACAGUCAAGGGUUGGAUGGACAUUUAUUGUGCGCUAUGUGGACAUGUCUUCAAGACAACAGAGGAUACUUGGGAUGACCAACAUCUCCAGAUUGUCUGAGACUGGUGGGCUGCAGUCAUACACCGCUGUGAUUGGAGGGCUGGAGUCUUACAGGAAAUACAGUGUUGAAGUUUACACAGUCACCCAGCACGGGAUAGAGAGCUGCGGACAAGCGUUUGUGACUGCACAGACUGCUGUUAGGACUCCCAGUGGUCUGGAGGUAUUCAGCACGGCAGGAAAUCUGACAGUCUGCUGGAAUCAUCCACCAGAUGACCCACCAGAUGGUUAUUACAUCACGUCCCACCCACACAUUUACCCUGCUCCCGUCUCACUGUGGACAAACCAGUCCAGUCCUGGUGUAAACUGGUUAAAUGAGUCAGUGUGUGUUAAUAUGGGCACAUUUACUCCAGGUCACACUUAUGAAGUUGGAGUUGUCUCACUGAGGGGAGAGGACAGGAGCAAGAGGACCAGUGUUACACACACAACAGAUCCAAUGCCAGUCCAGGUGGCAGUCCCUCUUUCAGUGGGCACAAACUCUGCACAGCUGUACAUCCAGCAUCCACAGCUGGGGCUGAUUGAUGGAGUUAAAGUGUGUGUAUGUCCAGGAGUGUGUGACACUGUGUGUGAGGGAUUUUGCGGGGACACAUGCGACUGGUACGCCCUCCCUGCUGGUGUUCAUAUCAUAACUGUUGGCAACCUCAGUCCAGGAUCAGAGCAGCAGCUCAGGGUGUACAGUACAAGCCGGGAGCAGAUGGGACCACCUUACUACACCCGCCCCGUCAGAACAAGUCUGGCUCCUCCAGACAGAGUGAGGGAAGGCGUGGUGACGGAUUCAUCCAUAGAGCUGCUUUGGGAUCCUGCGCAAGGACACGCUCACAGCUAUGAGGUCGUCUGCCUCAACUGUGACCAUUCAUACAUGGUUCAGAAGGUGUCCAGUCAGAGUGCAACGUUUUCUAGUCUGACUCCGGGCAGGCUCUACUACUUUGCUGUACGAACAGAGAAGGAGUCCUUCACAGACAGUUCCCCUGUUACCAUUAACAUCACUGCAGCACCCAGCCCAGCAGAGGUGUCUCUUGUCAAUAAAACCACAUCAUCCAUAUGCAUUCGUUGGAGUACGGUCAAGGGAGUUUCGAGCGGACUCAUCCUGUCAAUCAAAAACAGAACAUCUAGCCAAGAGCUGAUCAUUUCUCAUCAGGAGGCCAGAUCUUACAGCUUUGAAGGCCUCGCUCCUGGAAGUCUUUAUACAAUUAAAGUGAUUAGCACCAGCGGGGAAAGAAAGAGUAAUCCUACCACUGUGAUCCUCCAUACGAUUCCAGAGGUGCCACAGGAAGUGGCUCUCUCAGAGCAGGUAGUGACAUCUGUGUUUGUCACCUGGAGACCACCACCAGGAGAGGUGGAGUUGUACAAGCUUGUUUUUGGCCUGCAGUCUGUGGACAGGAAAUCAUGGAUUGAAGUGCUUGUCCAGGGCGCACGUUAUGAGAUCAGGGAUUUGAUCCCAGGGUCAGACUAUGGUGUCAGCAUUCAGAGUGUGCUGGGCUCCGACACCAGUCAAGCAGUCCACAGAGAGUUCAGCACACGCCCAGCAGGAUUAUGCGCCCUUCAUUUAGACAACAUGAACUCCUCUUCUGUCUCUGUGAGCUGGGACAGUGCGUUUGGAGAGUUUGACUUUCACAGAGUCACUGUGGCCAACGCCUCAGUCACAAGCACACUCACCAUACCCAAGGAGGAGCGGGUUGCCGUGGUUACAGGCCUGGUGGACGGCUGCAGCUACAACAUGAGCGCUGAGAGAGUGAGAGGCAUGACAGCGGGGAGCGCUGCCUCUUUGACUGUAACCACAGUGCCAGCCCGUGUAAGAGGAGUGCGUGUGGUGAAUGUGUCUGCACGUGCAUUCGCGCUACGUUGGGAGCAGGCUGCUGGGUGUGUGGAUCAUUAUCAAGUCAGCCUGCUACCAAACCAGGGACAAGUCACAGUGCACCCUGCACGUGAUGGAUUCAUUCAGGCCGAUGUGGUGAAUGUUAGUCCGGGGACACAAUACAGCGUAACGGUCACCUCGGCCUCCUCCUCCUCCUCCAACAUCAGCCCUGGAGUCAGCCGCAUGAUCAAUACUAAUGAGAGCGUUCCUGGUCCACCUUUAGGCCUGGAAGGAGAGGCUGUGGGCUCUAACGGUAUCCUGCUCUCGUGGACCAUGCCGCCGGAUGCCAACAAUAUAGACGGAUAUGUCAUCAGGUACAAGGAGGUGUGUCCCUACCCCGAUCCCACCUUCACCCAGGUGACCAAGUACCUGGACAUACCAGAGACGCUGCUCACUGACUUCACCUCAGGUUCUACGUACCACAUUGAGGUAGCAGCCAUAGUUCCCGCUGGAAUAGGAGCCUUCAGCAAAUCUUUAUACAUAAAGACAGCAGAGUCCCCCCCCGGCCUGGUCACCAACUUGACUGCGUUUGCUCAGAACCACACCUCCGUCAUGGUCACCUGGUUCCUGCCGCACCGCAUCAACGGCCUCAUCACAAAGUUUGCUGUCAAGGCUAAACACGCUCGUACUGGGCAAACGGUCCGCACGUUAGAGGUCAACGCAGAGGACAUCAUGACCGGAGCGCUGCCUCACUGCAAUGAUGCAGCUGAUAUCCUGUCCCGCGCGACUUUUAGUCCCUUGGAGAUAACAGCAUCGUCGUCACCCAUCACCCUCUCCGCCGUGCCCCCUGCAGCUUCCUGGAGUGUGCCCAUAUCUGUAGGAGUUGAUCAGCUACGACCUUACACUGCCUAUCUGUUCGAAGUGUCUGCCUUUACCUCUGAUGGAGAGGGACAGAUAGCCUCCACUAUGGUCCGCAUGCCAGAAUCAGCCCCAGAAGACCCACCACAGAACUUCUCCAUAUUGAAUAUGACGUCUAGAUCAAUAUCUGUGUCCUGGAGCACUCCCAACAUUAUUACAGGAAAAUUCACCUAUGUGCUCUACCUUUAUGGGCCAACAGGAUAUUUGUAUGAAAACAGCACAGCAGACACGCGGUUUUCUCUGACUGGUUUGACCCCCUACACACGGUACACGGUGGCUGUCCGAGCCAAAGCUGCUGGAGAAGUGGGUCCAGCAGCGCAGGAUGAUGUAAUUACACCUGCUGAGGCACCCAGUGCAGUACAGGACUUGAUGGCAGAAGCCGAGGAUUCAGUUUCAAUCCGUGUGAGUUGGAGAAUCCCUGCCCAGCCCAACGGUCCGAUCACCCAGUACAAACUGCAGGUUCUGGUUGGCGAGGUUCUGCUGCAGGAAAUCACCCUCCUGGCAGAGAUGAAUACAACUGGUUUGCAUGAAGAUGAGACCGUUCCCCCUGAUGUCCAGGACAAUCCAGGGCGUCGUAAGAGAACUGCUGAGCUCAGUCUGGUCACAUCACCGCCCACUUUCACAGCUACUAUUUCUGCCCGCACGCUGCCCACUGGUGCAACCGCUUCCACCGUCACACACUUUGGUCAAAGAAGCGCUGACCAAAUCACUAACACCGACGCUCAAACAACUGCUGACUCCAUGGUCACAGAAAAGCCCAGCACUAGUUACGUUUCUGCGUCACACACUUACAGCACAAACAGUCAGUCUUUUGACUCUGCGGUCUCUGGGACCUCUGCAUUCUCUCUCACCUCUGUGCCAGCUGCUACACUUCCACCCUGGCUGACAAAGCAAUCACACGCUGGGGAUAUGACCUCAGAUUCCUCCCCCUUGGCUCUGACCCCAGGCCAGCUACGCCUGUCCACACACGAUGCAUCAAUUACUGGACACGCAACACGUAGUGUGGCAACUUCUGGUACUACAGGUGUGACAGUUAGAGAGGAGGUGAUGGAGGUUUUGUCUGAGGAGGUGUCUUACUUGGUGUCAGAUCUGAAUCCCUUCACCGAGUACACGUUCAGGGUCACUGCCUCCACAACAGUGGGAGAGGGACCUGCAACGGACAUCACCGAGAAGACCAGGGAGCAGGUCCCAAGCUCAGUGCUAGAAGUUUCCUAUCAAAACAUCAGCUCCACCUCCAUACAAGUAACCUGGGUCCCACCUCUCAACCCCAAUGGGCGGAUCACUCAUUACACUGUCUAUGGCCUCAAACUGCACAAUAAUCAGGCCUUGACAUGGGUUACAAAUACCACCAGCAUAUUGAUAACAGAUUUGGACAAGUAUACUGCAUAUAAGCUACGUGUAGCUGCAUCUACAGCUGUGGGCGAGAGCUCUCUCUCUGAGGAAGACGACGUUUUUGUUUUCACCUUAGAGGACGAGCCUGACUCUCCGCCUGUGAACCUCGCUGUGGUUGACACCAGCCCCUCCACUGCCACAUUAGCCUGGUCUCCUCCAAAACAAGCCAAUGGGAUAAUCCAACAUUACGAGGUCCUGUAUGAGAACGAAUCCUACUCUGCGUUGAUGAACACGUCCUCUAACACAGUCACUCUGAUGAACCUGAAGCCAUUCACCUACUACAAUGUGUCUGUGAGGGCGUACACACGUUACGGCCAUGGCAACCAAACAUCUGACACUUUAUACCUGCUGUCUGGAGAAGAUGUCCCAGGCAGUCCUCCAUACAAUGUUACUUAUGAGUCGGUCAGUCCCAGCGAGGUGAACGUGACCUGGGAACCUCCUUUGAUGCCUAAUGGGAUCAUUACCCACUACAGCCUAGAGCUGUGGAAUUCCACCCACUACCUAAACCUCACCUCCCUCACCAACUUCAUCCACGUCACGCAUCUGAGGAAAUAUGCACGCUAUCGCGUCAUGGUGCAAGCACACACACGUGUCGGGCCAGGAAACCACAGCAGCGAGCCACUCAACAUCACCACACUGGAGGAUGCUCCAGACACACCUCCACAGUUCCUCCGCGCCAGGAAGUUGUCAGACUAUGAGGUAGAGUUGUCAUGGGAACCGCCCCGUGAAGCCAAUUCAGACAUACUCUACUAUGUGGUCAGAGUUUGGAAUGAAACGACUGAGCUGUGGCAGAAUGUGACAGGGACAUCAGUGGUUAUUAAUGUAGACUCAGAGAGUCGCUACAACGCCUCCGUUUCCAGCUGGACCAGGCUGGGAAAUGGAGGAGUGCUGAUCUACAUCAGCUUUACCACCACUGAUGCAGAACCAUUCGACCCCCCUCAGAAUGUGACUUAUGCAAAUGUGACCGCCUCCUCUGUCACCUUAUUGUGGCACCCGCCUACUGAACCCAAUGGGAUCAUUGUACACUACACAAUUUACUACUCUGAUAACGGCACUGUCGCUCAGCAGAGGGUUCCUGUUUCAGACUUACCUGCACCUGCCUCCCCUGAUUCAGCCCUCUCCUACACUCUGACUCGGCUGAUUGGGGGCACAAACUACAUCGUGUGGAUGACCUCCAGCACGGUGCAGGGGGACGGAGGGGUCCAGAGCGAGCCACUAACCCUGUUCUUACCGGAAGACGUGCCAAGUGACUCGGUCCGAAACCUGACUGCUCAGAUCUUCAGCUCCACGACCAUCAUCGUCAGCUGGGACCCUCCCAUGGAGCCCAAUGGCCGCCCCACCUACAUGCUCACCUUACAGGAGGCCGGCACCCCCUUGGACGUAUCCAACCAAGGGGCUCCGGCUGUCAACAAGACCAUCAAGCACAACACAACUGACAAUGUCUUCCUGUUCACCAGACUCAAGAAGUAUUUCCCUUAUGUGUUCACUGUUACCCCGGCAACUGCUGCUGGCGCUGCCUACAACCACACCAGCACGUUGUAUCUGAGAACGGAUGAUGAUAUUCCUAGCUCUGCUCCAUUGCUGGUGUCCACCAGGAAUCUGUCGUCAUCCUCUAUCGAAGUGGUGUGGCAGCGCCCUCUAGAGGCCAAUGGGGAGAUAACAGAGUAUACCCUCACUCUGUUUGGCCCGGGGGGCUCCAACAUAACACAUACCCUCGACACCUCCUUCACCCUCACCAACCUACUUCCAUACACAGCUUAUAACCUCACCAUUACGGCUGCAACCCGCAAAGGCUCAGGGCCUUAUCUGAUGCUGCAGCUGCACACUGAUGAAGGAGGCCCCAUGUCUCCUCCCCGUAACCUGACUAUAUAUAACCACACAGCAGUCUCUGUGUGGCUGAGCUGGGAGCCUCCUCUGGAGCCCAAUGGAGUGGUGAUACAGUACGGCUUUAGGAUCCGAGACCUCAUCACACACACCAUCACACACAGGAACUCCUCUGGCUUGUCGACCACAGAGUAUAUAUCAGGCUUCAGGCCUCAUAGCUCCUACGAGAUCAGUGUUUACAGUUACACCAGAGUGGGCCACGGGAAUCAGUUCAGCAGCCCUGUGACCUUCACGACUAACGAGUCAGUGUCUGACGCAGUGGGGAACCUGUCUUGCUCAGGAGUGAGCUGGGAUUCAGUUCAGCUUUUUUGGGAGCUUCCGGCCAACCCUAACGGGCAGAUCAUAUUUUAUGAGAUUGUAGUGGAGGUGGACUCGCAGUCUUACACACACCAGGCUUACGCACCAGAGUACACAGUGACUGGGUUAUCUCCAGACCAGGAGUACAUGCUCACUGUGGCUGCAGUCAACUCUGCAGGACCUGGAGACAGACUAAACUGUACUGCAUCCACUCUGUCUGAAUCAGCCCCGGCUGCCCCUCGCUUCCUCACCAUCUCUCAGGUCACACCUAACAAUGUGACACUUGGGUGGGCGCCGCCACUUUCCAUUCCAGGCCUGCUGAAAGAGUACCACGUCAUCGCACAGCUGCUUUCGACUGUUUGUGAACCGAAUACACUAACUACUGCACAGCCGGCCCCAGAGGACGAACUGCCCUCGGACUGUGUGGACUCUAUUGUCACUGUGUCAGUGAAUGCUUCGGACGGAGUUGAAGAGAAUGAGCACAGCAUCACACUUCAGUCCCUGGCAAAGUACAGAUACUACCGCUUCAAAGUGGCUGCUGUGACCAACGCUGGAGUGGGAGAAUACACGCACUGGAACUACGCACGCACCCUGGCUGGAAACCCUGACGAACCUCCACGUGACCUUAAAGUAACCGCCACCUCCAACAGCCUUCGCAUUGCAUGGGGUGCUCCAGCCAUUCUCUCUGGACCAACUUCGUAUCUUGUGCAGGUGGAUGGCCCUGGUUUAAACAUCUCAACAGUCCGUGCUCCAGGAGAACUGACAACUCUCGUUGUGACUAACUUGACUGCUUUCACUCGUUACUUUGUGACUGUCAUUGCCUUCACCGGUCCUUUGGAAAAUGCCACCAGUGAUGGGAAAGCCAUCGGGCCUAUUGGAUUUCAAACACUGGAGGAGGAGCCCAAAGACCCUCCCAAGAAUGUGAUAGUAUCAGUUAUCCCAGAGGAAGUGAACCGUGUGAAGGUGACUUUCACCCCUCCAGAGGAGCCCAAUGGAAACAUAACUGCUUACUAUGUGUACAUCUACGAAAAGGGCCAGCUGGUCAAGAACAUCAGCCUUAAUAUCACCCUACAAGACCAAAACAAUCUGACUGCAGUCAUAGAGGGCCUGAAGGGAGGACACAGCUACAGCAUACAGAUUUCAGCAAAGAACGGGGCUGGGAGGAGCCCACCCAGCCCGCAUGUCCAGAUAACUACAGGCAUCAGAGCCCCAGCCAAGCCAACCCAAAGACCCCAGGCAGUGCUGGGCCAUGGAGGGGUUGCCAUGGUAACCCACAGGAGUAUCACCAUCCGCAUGCCUGCCUGUUUCUAUAGUGACGACAAUGGACCAAUCACAAAAAUCCAGGUCAUCGUGGCCGAGUCAGGGGUGAAAGACGUCCAGAACUUGACCAACUGGAAGAAUGCAUUUUUUGUUCGUCCUGCCCCUUACCUGACCGACAAGGGGUUCCCCAACCCGCCAUGUUCCAUGUGGGACGGGACGUUGCGCACAGAUGCACACAUCAGAAGUGGUCAUAGUUCGUCCGGAGGCGGGCGGCCCCUGUUGAAGCACAAUCACACUAAUGCAACAACGUACGUAAUUGGAGGGGACGAUGAGUGUCUUAAGGAGAACAACACUGAUAGUUUUUGCAACGGUCCUCUGAAGCCAAACACCAUCUAUGUGUUUAAGUUCAGAGCCACUAACAUCAAUGACCAAUACACAGACUCUGAGUACUCAGAGCACAUCAAGACUGCAGUGGACGGGCUGUUAACCAGAGAUGAACAGAUCAUUCUGGGCGUUCUGCUCUCCUUCUUCUUGGCAGUGUUGCUCAUCAUUAUCAUCUGUGGCUCCAUCAAGAUCCAUCAGCGCAAGAAGGAGGGCGGGACUUAUUCACCCAGAGAGGCAGAGAUCAUAGAGACCAAGUGUAAACUGGAUCAGCUGAUCGCUGUGGCAGAUCUGGAGCUCAAACAAGAAAAACUGAACCGAUAUUCUUCCUUCUUCUUUAGGCGGAAAGAGAUUUAUGUGAUCCAGCUGCUCAGCUACAGGAAGUCACUCAAGCCUGUCAACAAGAAGUCUUUCCUGCAGCACGUAGAGGAUCUGUGUGCCAAUGACAAUGCCAAGUUUCAAGAGGAGUUUGCUGAGCUUCCAAAACUGCUCCAGGACCUGGCCACCACAGAUGCUGACCUGCCCUGGAACAAAUCCAAAAACCGCUUCCCCAACAUCAAACCUUACAAUAACAACCGGGUGAAACUGCUGUCAGAACCUGGCACUGCAGGCUCCGACUACAUCAAUGCCAGCUUUGUCUCAGGCUAUCUUUGUCCCAAUGAGUUCAUCGCCACCCAGGGUCCUCUGCCUGGCACAGUGGCUGACUUUUGGAGGAUGAUCUGGGAAACGGGAACCCGCACCAUCGCCAUGCUCACGCAAUGUUACGAGAAAGGCAGAAUUCGGUGUCACAAGUACUGGCCAGAGGACAACAAGCCAAUGUCAGUGUUUAGUGACAUUCUCAUCUCAAAAGUGUCAGAGGAAGUCCUUCCUGAUUGGACUAUCAGAACCCUAAAAGUAGAAAAGCACGGGCACUAUAUUCUGGUUCGCCACUUCAACUACACAUCGUGGCCCGAGCACGGAGUCCCAGAGUCCUGCAGCACUCUCAUCAAGUUUGUCAAAGCUGUCCGAGCUCACAGGCACGACAACACCACUAUAGUGGUCCACUGCAGUGCUGGUGUGGGCAGAACAGGUGUGUUCAUCGCUCUCGACCACCUCAUUCAGCACGUCAGAGAUCACGACUUUGUGGAUAUUUAUGGCCUGGUGGCUGAACUCCGCAGCGAGAGGAUGUGCAUGGUACAGAACCUGGCCCAGUACAUCUUCCUGCACCAAAGUACGCUGGAACUUCUAAACAAUAAAGGCAACAGCCAAUCCAUCUGGUUUGUCAGCUAUUCUGCUCUGGAGAAGAUGGACUCCCUGGACGCCAUGGAAGGUGAUGUUGAGCUGGAAUGGGAAGAGACCACUAUGUAAAGACUAACUGAGGGACACCUUUGCCCCAGGGGUGAGUGACGCUUGUAUGUUUCGAGGUCAUUGGGACGUGACCUCUGCACAGACUCUGGACUGGACCAGUUAGAGGGAGGAGGAGGAGAAACAGGAAGCAGACAGCACAGUUUAAACUGAACGAUCUGUCAGUCGACUAAGACUUUGUUGCUCCACUUCAACUCACUUCUCGGCGCAGUCCUCCCUUUAAUGAACCUCUUGUCCAGUUGCUUUUAAAGAGAGCGAGAGAAGCAAAAGGGAGACAAAGAAUGUCAGAAUUGGCGGGGAGAACAGAGCGAAGCGGUGAGGUGACUGUGAGAGCUCUAUCACGCCUGUAAGCCUACAGGUACUUUGCACAAAUUGAUUUCACUGCGUAUUGUAAUUAUUGUAUUAUGUUGAUAUCAUCUAUGUUUUUGUAAGAUAAUUUAUUCAGCCAAAAUGGUGUUUUUUUUUCAA